Molecule: messenger RNA, 3750 nt
Organism: Henningerozyma blattae CBS 6284
Lineage: Eukaryota; Fungi; Ascomycota; Saccharomycetes; Saccharomycetales; Saccharomycetaceae
Exons: 1
Coding region: 1-3750 (1249 amino acids)
Source: RefSeq, a predicted model, not a curated record
AUGGAAACUCUGCAACCACAACCACAGGAGCAAUCCACAAAGUUUACUACUAUUGUGAAAGCUUACAGGUAUCUUAGGAAGAAAUUCCCUUGUGACCGCGUAUUAGCACAAAGAGUAUUCAAAUCUACGGUCAACUCAACUGUUGCAUUCAUUUUCAUUCUUUUAAUCAAAGUUAGGGGUGUCCUUGGCAUAGACCCUUCAAUGCUGGCACUUAUAUCUGUUAUUGUACAUCCUGGUAGACGUGUGAGUGGUACUAUUCAUGGUAUUUCGUACUGUAUUACUGGUUUGAUAUUUGGGUUAGCCUGGGCAAUUUUCGGAAGAUUUUUGGCUCAAGAAUGUUUGGGUUCUUAUUGGAAAACAAUGACCGAAGAUGAGAUGUAUCAUAAUCAUUUUAUAAGAUACCAAUCUGCUUUAGGGAUAUUAGCUAUGUUUCAUACUAUUAUGCUGUUUAUUCAUGGCUGGUUAAGGUCUGUUAACGCAAGUUAUUUUGGGAUUGCAUUUCCAUUCUUUAUUGUAGUCCAUUUUGUAUUCAUGGCACCGUUGACAUACACGAAUGGUGUUAUUUCUGAUUCAUAUGCAACACCAUUUUACUUGGGUAUUGCUUUAAGUUUAUUUUUAAAUCUAGUAUUGUUUCCGGAAUUUGGUAGCUCUUAUUUGGGGAAUUCUAUAGUUGACACUCUAAAUCAUUUCCAUAAAGUAAUUGAUCAUUCAGUAAAUUUCUUCAUAUCAAUGGAAAAUGUAAAUGAUAGCCGAGCCUCCUUAUUAUAUUCAAAACUUCCUCAUUCUUUAGGCCAAUUAUGCAAUAUGAGGGCUACAAUUUCUAAAAAAGUAACAAAUUGCGGAUUGGUAUUCCAUGAAUCUUUAUAUGAGAUUUCAUAUUCUUAUGUAGCACCUGAAAGAUUGGAAGUCGUUAUUGAUAAUAUUAAACCAUUAUUAGUAUAUGUAAAUGGUCUAGUAGAUGCGUGUGAAUUAAAAUUUACUCUUUUAAAUAAGAAUAAAAAUAAUAAAAUGAACAUGAAAGAUUCACACACCACUGAUGAAUCAGUCUCUAUGGAUCAACCAAGUAUGAAUUUUGAUUUAAAAAUUAACCAAGAAAUUCAAUAUGCGGAUGCUGAAAAAUUAUUUGCAAUCUUAAACAAAGUUCGUCCUUCCAUUUUCAAAAUUCAUAUAAUGUUAAGUGAAUGUAUUUAUAACGCAAAAUUAGCAUUAGCUUAUUCCUAUGAUGUUAAUUUGAAAAAAGUUAAUUCAUGUUCAAUGUUCAAAGAUGGUAAUUUUAAAAAAUAUGAAAAAAAGAAGCAAGUAAGAGAAGAGAUCAACUUACAAGAUGAUAUUACUCGAUUGGAAAAUGUGUUAUUGAAGUAUAGUAAUAUCUUUAGAGAAGAAUUGGCUGAAUUGAAUCUUGAUUUUCUUAAACCUGACGAUGAAAUGUUUUUGUUCUCAUCCUUCUUGAUGAAUUUUAAACAAACUACAAAAUCAAUAAUAACAAUUUUAAAGACAAUUAAUGAAUUGACGGGAUAUAGAAAGCGUCAAGACGCAAAAGGUUGGCUACGGGGUAAAAGAGUUUGGUUCAACUUUAUGAGAAGUUUUAAAACUUUUAAAACUUGGGUAUUUAGAUCUUAUUCUAAAGGGACUAUUGUAACAGAGGGAGAAGCUUUCAAAGGUAUAAUUGGUGAUAAUUAUUAUUCAAAUGGUAAUAUUGCAAAUAGAAUUCCCCUUGAAGAGGAAAAGAUAGUGAAUAAUAUUCAAAAUGAUGCAUCUUUAUCUGGUUUAUCGGGUCUAGCAAAACUUUCGCAAUAUGGAUCUGCAACAAGUUUAAAUAAUCCAACAGCUCUAUCAAUUGAAGAAGAUUCCAAAUACAAAUACAAGAAUGUACAGUAUCAAAAAGAAAUAAAAACUUUUAAUAAAGUUAUUAUCUCGAUUCGUGAUUUCUGUAUCAGAUCAAAAUAUCAUUUCAGAUUUGGUUUCCAAGUUAUAAUUGCCAUGAUGUUAUGUACUUUCCCAAUGUUUACUCCGAAAUAUAGAACGUGGUAUAGAAAUUAUCGUGGUCCAUGGAUGGGUUUCGUGUGCAUUUUAUCGAUGGAACCAUCUGUUGGUGAUACUCUCUGGGUUUUCUUUUUACGUGGGGUUGGUGUAUUAACAGGUUCUGUGUGGGCCUACGUAUCAUAUGUCACUGCUGGUGGCCACCAACGUGACCCGUACUUGGAAACUGUCAUGACUUGUUUUGGUUCAGUUCCAGGUUUCUAUUUCAUGCUAGGUACUCCUUAUGUCAAAGCUGCAAUUAUUCAUAACAUUAGCAUGUAUGUUGUUAUGUUAGCUGCAAUUUUACAAUCAACUGUUCCAGGUGGUAUUUUAAGAAAUUUUGCAAAGAGAUGUUUAGCAAUCGGUUAUGGUGGUGCAAUUGGGUUAUUAAUUCAAUAUAUUAUUUUCCCAAUGAGAGCUAGAGAUCAAUUGAACUCUGAAGUUUCCUAUGUUUGUGGAUGUAUUGCAAAGAUGAAUAUUACAUAUGCUACUGCUUUAGAAGGCCAGGCGGGACAAAGGCAUCUGAGUAAUCCUCGAUUUCAAAAAUAUCUAAAAAUUUCUCAAAGUGCAAAGUCUGCAUUAGCAAGGGCUUCUACAUACAACGAUUUAGCGAAAAGAGAAUUUAGGAUAAAAGGGGAUUCAUCUAUACACAAAAUUUUUACUCGGAUUAUAUUUAUUUUAGGUCAUAUUAUUGACAGGAUGGACAAUAUUGCUUUGCUACGAAUCAAUAUUGGUAGUACGAUUUUAUCUGAAUUCAAUGAUUUGGUUCACCCCUAUAGAAGAGAAGUUGCAGCAAGCACCUCUUGUAUAAUGGGUAUGCUUCAAGAUGCAUUUAUAAACAAAACACCAAUUCCUCAAAAUUUACCCAGUACAAGAAUAAAACAUAGAAGAUUGGUGAACUCAGUUCUUACUAUUCUGGGUAACAGAUAUAGGACAGAGAUUGAUGUUAUUCGAAGAAAUUCUGAAAGAAGAGUCAAUCAGCUCUCAACAGUGAAUGAGACUGAUUCUUUAGAGAUUAGAACGGAAGAAGAUAGUACCAGUCUUAACGAAUCCAUUUGUGGAAGCCCACAUGAAUUUUAUUUAAAAGAAAAAUUUUUAAGUUGGAAUGCAACAAGUUCCGCUACUGAAGAAAUCAUUGCAUAUAUAGAAGAAUUAACAUAUUUAGCAAAAGUGUUAGUUGGUGUUAAUCAAUUUAAGUAUGGGUUCUUGUCUCGGCCUUUAUAUGAAGACUGGGCAGCUAAUGCUGUUACAGAUUUUGAAAAUUUUAUCGAUAUUAUCAAUUCUAGAAACGAUAGUCCACCUGUUAAUGAUUCUUCCCCGGUGGCAGAUGAAAUGAGAGAAGAGCUAAGUUUUCAAUCACAGCAUGACAGUGAAGAAGGUACAGUCUCUAUUGAGACUUUAGAGAACUUAGGGACUGACCCUGAGGCUUACUCUGGCAAUUCUAAUUCAGGCAUUGAAAGUGGUAUUAAUACUCCUCGUAAAGUAAAUUUACGCCGCAUCUCAACGACUCAAUUAGAACACGAAGAGAUUAAUAUUCAGAGUUCGUAUCGUAGCCGUGCAUUCUCAAUUGGUACAUAUGAAACACCAGACAGGUCGAAGCCAAUGACAAGAUCUGACAAUAGUGAAGAAUUGGAUAAUAUGUCACUUAAUGAUGAUAACAGCGACACCAUUGAUGAUAUUCCUUUAGCUAUGAAAAGAAUAAUAAGCAACAAGAGUAAGCAUACAGAAUAA